Dioscorea cayenensis subsp. rotundata (Guinea yam) is the source of this 9418-nucleotide messenger RNA. RefSeq names its product golgin subfamily A member 4. The transcript is spliced from 10 exons. Bases 195 to 8462 code for a protein of 2755 amino acids. Lineage: Eukaryota; Viridiplantae; Streptophyta; Magnoliopsida; Dioscoreales; Dioscoreaceae. The record is from RefSeq and is a predicted model, not a curated record.
UUCGCGCGGCAAGGAAACCAAAAUAAGAUCUAUUUGGAGUUUUUAGAUCUUCAAGAAAAUAGCCACCAAAUCGGAAGUGCAGGAGAAAUUGAUUGAAAAAUUGGUGAAAAAAUUCGAAAAUUAAGGGUUUGGAUUUUGCUUCUUUGGAAAGGAGCAUUUUGAUGGCACUGGAACUUCUGUAGGAUUAGAUCCAGAUGGAUAAGGGCAAGAAUCGUUCGGAUCUUCUCGCCGCCGGGCGGAAGAAGCUGCAGCAAUUUAGGAAGAAAAAGGAUAACAAGGGUGGCGGGAAGUCCUCGGUGAAGGCCGGGAAGACAGAAGCGGAUCCCGGCGUUGAUCCCGAUGGGCCGGGUGCCGAUCCGAUGGCGCUGCUUGAAUCAGAUAUGAAGGAAGGUGGAGUUUCUAGCUCAGAACAAUGCAAUGGUGAUGGUUCUGAGGGAAGUGAGUUGUUGCUCGUGAUCGAGGAUCGGAAGGAUGCAGCUGAUGAAAUGAGGGAGGAAGAGGUCGAUGGCAAUCAUGAGUAUCAUGAGGGAGCAUUAGGCACUGUUGACUAUGGUGGAGGUCGGGAAGUGGGGGUCCCCAUGCUGGAAAAUGAGAAUGGUGGCGUGAAUUUGUUGUCUGAAGAUCACAGCGAGGAGAUUGGCAGUGCAUCUCAAGAAGUAACCCAAUCGACUGCUUUGAACAGUUUGUUUCAAGGGGUGGAUGUGAAUGCUUCUGAUGAGCAGUUGAGGCUGUAUUCGUAUGAGCAGAACCCAGAGGGAGCAUCUUCAUCACAAGACAUGAUCGUGGCUGAUGGUGGAGAUGGUGUUCGAACUGAUGGAAAGUUGAAGGGAGAAGUUAAUGAUGAAGUUGCUGUUGCUGUUGAUAGAGAGCCACUGAGAGGGGUCUUAGAAGGGAAUGAGACUUCAGUGGAAGAGAAGAUUGAACGAGCUGAGGAAGAGCAUGGGGAAGAGAAGAUUGAACGAGCUGAGGAAGAGCAUGGGGAGGAGCCAACUUCAUUGCAGGAUGUUUUGUCUGCUCAAAGCAAGGAUGGUGUAGUUGUAGAGGCCGAUUUGGAGAAAGAUGUUGAUCCAGGAAGCAUGGGACAGGCUUUUAUUUUUAAAGAUUUUACCAUUCAAAAUAAAAUUGAGGGUGUGGUAGGGGAAUUUGAUGGAGCUAACGUAGAUGUUCUUGAAGAACCAUCUACUUCUGAGGAAAUUACCAGUGAUAAAAGUAAAAAUGGUGUUGCCGCUGAUGCUAGCUUGAAGGGAGAAGGUCAUGUGGAGGAAAGAAAGCAGCAGCCCUAUGCUGUAGAGGAUGAUGCCUCCAGAGGUGGACCAACAGAGGAGGACCUACUUGAAGAUAGGACUCUGUCAAUUGAAGAUAAGGGAGAUAGUAGUAGAGAUUCCUUUUUCCCAGCUAAGUUAGAAGUGUCAUCUUUAACAGUGGAUGAUUCUUUGGCUGCCGGGCUUGAGCUUCUGAAAAAUCAUCUUUACCAAGCAUGUAUAGUGAAGGAUUUUCUUAAUUUGCAAUUAGAUGAACAGAUGGAGGGCAAGACAGAGUUUGAUCAACAUUCCUCUGAGCAAAUCUCCAAGCUGUGGGAUUUACUUAAAGAUACAGAGAAAAGCAAAGUGAUGGUCACUGAGGAACUUGCAAAUUAUCAGUCUGAGUUCCAACGCUUGGUGAUUAAAAAUGUGGAAGUUGAAUCCCAAGUGCUGUCCUUAUUAAAAGAAGUUGAGAAUAUUAAAGCUCAUCUUUACAUGACAUUUGUUGCAAAUGAUCUGAUCCAGUUGCAGCUAGAUGAACAGACUCAGGCAGGUGUGGAGUUUCAUCAGCAUUCCCCGGAGGAAAUGUCUAGUAGCUUACUUAAAGAAACUCAGGACAGCAUGGCUAUAGUCAGUGAAGAACUUGUAAAUUGCAAGGGAGAGCUCCAAGCAUUGACAAAAAGAAACGAGGAACUGGAAAAUCAAUGUUUUUCAGCUAAAAAGGAAGUUGAGGAACUCAAUAGCCUGGUUAGUGAGUUGCAAAGUAAGCUUGAUGUUUCCCAAAUGGAGCGGGCACAUGUCUCAGCUGAAUUAGCUGAAUGCAGAGGUUCCCUGGAUUCUUUAAAGAAGGAAAAUUUGAACUUAGCUGCUGAUUACAAUUUAGAAUCAGGCAUCAGGAAGAAGCUUGAAGAGGAGAAUGAGUUUGUCUCUCGGGAGAAUCUAAAACUUGCUUCUGAGUUGUCUGAAUACAAGGAGAGGUUAGCUGUUGCACUUGAUCAGGAAAUGCUACUUAAGGGAAAUCUUAGAGCCAUGGAGUUGUCCUUUGAGCAACUCAUUGAUGAAAAUCUGUACCUGUCUAGCUCGUCAGAUGUGUACAAAGCUAUGCUGAAAGACCUAAUUGGUAAGUGCUAUGAUCUGCCUCUUCAAUCACAACAAACUGGGAAUCAUGCAAGCAGUUCUCAUGGGAAAGGUUCUACCCCAGAUAUUACCAUUGAAGAUCAGAAAACAGGUGAUUCAACUUUAUUUAAGAAGGUUGACGUGAAUGAUUCCAGCACUUAUGUUACCUUGGGAGUUCUGAAGGGUCACAUAGAAGAGGCUGAAAUUGCAUUGCAGAAUCUUGAAAAGUCAACUCAAGCAAUGCACUCACACUCCAUGUCUGCUAGCAAAUCUGGUGGAAGGGCUGUGUCAAAACUUAUUCAAGCUUUUGAGUCUAAAACGCAUAAUGAUGACAGUGUUUCAGAUGAAGUUCCUUUGGCUGUGGAGGAAAGAACUGGAUCCUUAUAUGAAAUAACAAAAGAGCAGACAUGCAAUCUUAGAGCCGUGCUGAAGAAAUUGGAGUUGGAUUUGGGAAAGGCUGGAGAGGAGCUCUGUAAGAAGUUUGAGGUGGAUAAUGAAACUCGAAGGCAGUGGAGUGACAACCUUCAAGCACAAGUCAAUGAGCUUGUAGAAAGAGAGGUGAAAUAUAAAUCCCUCAUAGAUGAUCUACAGAAUCAGUUAAAUGAAGUUGAGCAAAGUGCUAACAGUGAAGCCGAGAGGUUAUUGAGCUUGGUGGAGACCUUGCAGAAGGAAGGAAAUGACAGGGCAUCCCUUAUCAAGCAAGAAUGGAACUCCAUUGAGGCUGUGAUUCUUGGGGCAAUGAGAAAGCUCAAUGCAUGUACAGGAGAGCCACACAUUGUCAAUUCAGAUGUGGAUUCCUAUGUAUCUGCAUCAAUUAAUGUUGCCGUAGAAGUUAUUGAAGAUCUGCAUAUGAAAAUCGAAGGAGCUUAUCUGGACUAUAACAAAGCCAGCACUUCUUAUGAGGAACUGAACAAAUUAUUUAUGGACAUGCAAGAAAGGAAUAAAUUGGCUGCCGAUGCAUUGCAUGGAAUCUAUAGCAACCUUUCAGAACUUGUUGAUUUCUCAUGCAAAAAUAUUGGGCCUGCUGAUUUGGAUAUUAAUGAUGAAAACAUGUUGCAACUUCUGCCUGAGAAGUGCGAAGUACUUAUAAGGAAGUUGCAGAAACGAAUGGAUGAUCUACUUCCUGUCCAUUCUGCAUAUGUUGUACUUGAGUCAGAGUUGCUGAUCGAAAGUGAGAAAAUCAAGGAAUAUGAGCAACAAUGUAGUGAAUCAGCUAUCAAAUUGGAGGAGCUACAUCAUGCCAAAGAUGAACUUGAGGCAGAAUUAUUGCACAAAAAUGAGGAAAUUGAGGAACAUAAACAUAGGUGUAAUGAGUUGGCCACUGAUUUGGACCAACUACAGCAUGCUAAAGAUGGGCUUGAACUGGUUCUAAUGAAUAAAAGCAAGGAACUUGAAGAACUUGGCAGAAGGUGUCUUUCUUUGACCAGGAGGUUGGAAUUUAACAAAUGGAAAAAGGAUUCAGAUGCUCUUGAUGAGUUGGCUGGUGUUGAUCAAGUUGCUGUUGAGUCAAACAACAUUGAAUUGUCUAAGUCUGUUUUGAUGCGGCUAGAGACUUUGGUUGAUUCCCUUGCAGAAAAGUAUGAUGAAGCUAUGGAGCAGAUUACAUUGUCAAGAAAUUGUUUGUAUGAAAUAAAUACAAUGGCAGAUACUUCAGUUGGCAGUUGGUCAUUGCCCUUGCCUAACUUGCUUAAGCAAGAGCUUAUACCUAAGGUCCUGCAACUUGAUUUGUUGCAAGAAAAAGUGCAUUCACUUAGUGCCUCAAGCCAUCAACUAGAAAAUGAACUGCUAAUUCUCAAGGAAAGAUACAGUAAGAUGCAAGCAGCUCUUGAAGAUUCUCGCUCUGACCUGCAGUUGAAAUUAUCUGAGCUUGAGCAGUCUGAGCAGCGGCUUUACUCUGUGAGAGAGAAGCUUAGUGUAGCUGUUGCAAAAGGUAAGAGUUUGAUUGUGCAGCGAGAUAGCCUGAAGCAAUCUCUGAUGGAGAAGUCCAGUGGGUUGGAGAAGUGUGAGCAAGAAUUGCUGUCAAAAGAGACACUGCUUCGAGAAGUGCAGUCCAAGCUUAAGUCUUGUUCAGAAGCAGAACGGGUGGAAGCGUUAGAAUCUGAGCUCUCUUACAUUCGGAACUCUGCUACUGCAUUGAGGGACUCUUUUCUUCUCAAGGAUUCUGUGCUUCUGCGAAUUGAAGAAAUCUUGGAGGACUUAAAUUUAUCAGAGCAUUUUCAUUCUAAAGACAUAGUCGAGAAAGUGGAGAUGCUAGCUGGAUUGGUUUCUGGGGACUCCUCUUUUCCUCUGAACGAUUGUGAUCAGAAAAGCUCUGUGGAGGGUUCACAGUCUGGUGCUGGUUUCAUGGUUAUGGAUGCUGCUCAAGAUGACUUCCAACAAUCCAGAGAUUCAGGGCAUGAUGAACUGAGAAGAAAAUAUGAGGAGCUUCAGAGUAAGUUCUAUGGUGUGGCAGAGCACAAUGAUAUGCUAGAGCAGUCCUUGUUGGAGCGAAAUAGCCUAGUGCAUAAAUGGGAAGGAGUCUUGGAUGCAAUUGAUAUGCCUCCGCAGUUGAGGAUUUUGGAACCUGAAGAUAAGAUUGAAUGGCUAGGAAGAACGCUUGGUGAGGUCCAAUGUGAAAGAGAUACGCUGCAGCUGAAGAUUGAGAAUCUUGAAGCCUCUUCUGGCAUGCUUAUAGCUGAUUUGGAAGAGUCACAUAAGAAAAUAUCUGAACUUACUGCAGAGAUUGUAUGUAUUAAUUCUGAAAAAGAAGUAUUUUCUGAAAGCCUUGAAAAACUGAGGUCUGAGUGCCUCAACCUUUCAGAGAAAAUUGUUCAAGAUGAGGUUGAAAAAGAGAAUUUGCAAAAGGACGUAGCUGAUUUGAAGGACGAUUUGGUUGAAAGGAUUUCAGACAAGGACCGUCAAUUUGAGGGUGAGAUACAUAAAUUGCUUGAGUUGGUUUGCUCUGUGCUGCCAGAUGCUGAUAGUCACAGUGCUCUAUCUGGGGCUUGUAAUGUUGAGAACUUGGACGGAUUACUAAGGAAGCUCAUAGAUAAAAUAAUGUCCCUAUCUGCAGAGAAAACUGUGCCUGAGUUUUCUGAGAGGGAGCUUGUUAUAGAUAAGAGUGGCAUGCCACUUGAUAUAAAGACGUCAGAGGAUGUUCAAGGAGGUAAGGAUCAGGACUUGAUGGCUGUGAGGUUAGAGCUCGAUGAAGUCAAACAUAACCUGAAUUUAGUUACAGAGGAAAAAGAAGCAACCGCUGAGAAAUGUUGUUCUCUCAUGGCAGAAUUAGACACCAUAAGGAAGCAGAUGGACUCAUUGCUAGCAGAGAGAACUGUGGAAAUUGAAAGAUAUCAAUCAUUGGUGUUGGAAUCAGAGGCAGUGGUUAAACAAAGAGAUGCUUUGCAAGAGCAGCUUUCUUUGGAGGAGCAAAAGUCAACAUCAGCUAGAGAGAAAUUGAAUAUUGCUGUUAGAAAAGGAAAGGGAUUGGUGCAGCAGAGGGACAGCUUGAAACAAAGCAUUGAUGAAAUGAAUGCUAUGCUUGAACACUUAAACACUGAACAUAAUCAGCAGAUACAAACCCUAGAAUCAGAGAAGUCAUCACUGAUGAGCCAGUUAGCAGUGACAGAACAGAAUUUGCAAGAAAGCAGGCAGGUCCUUAGUGGGUUACUAAAUGCUUUACAUGCCAUUAACCUUGGAAAUGAAAUUACUAUACUUGAUCCUGUUCAAAAGAUGGAACAAAUUGGACAGUUCAUUCAUAAUUUGAAAUCAUCAUUACUGUCCUCUGAGCAUGAAUUAAAGAAGUCGAAGCAAGCAGCUGAGCUUCUUCUAGCUGAGUUGAAUGAAGUUCAAGAAAGGGGUGAUGAUCUACAAGAGGAGCUGAUGAAGUCAGAGGCUACACUUUUAGAAUAUUCUAAACAAAGAAAAGCUGCAGAAUUUGCAAGAGUUGAUGCUCUUUCCCACCUCAACCAGGUAACAGCAAUGCAUUCUGAAGAAAGGAAAAAACAAACUGAGCAUAUGUGGGAAAUUGCUUCUGCCAUUGAUCAACUGAGGAAAAGCCAUCUUGGUUUUUCUAGUCUUCUUGCUGAUGUUUUUAGCAAGAAUAUGGACAUCUUUUGUCAUGUGGACACUUUUGUGGAGUUUGUCUUGAAACAAAUGAUUGUUGAAAAUGUGGCUGGCCUGUCUACUCUUUCAUCUGAUAGUCUUUUAUCCAGUAAUCUGAUAAGCAAGGAGAAGACCCUUGAUAUCAGCUCUACUUCAAAUCUCAAUGUUCAAGGACAAUUAGAUGACAGUUCUGUAACCAAACUUCUUGCUUUUGCUGAACGUGAUUUGCGUGAGUGCUUAGGACAAUAUGAUCAACUGAAGGAAAAUGUGCGCAAACACUAUAUUUCGAUCAAUCAACAAGCAAGUCAUCUUUCAAAAACUAUGGGAAUUAUACAAAGAGAACUGACAUCUCAAAAGGAAUUGUCAGAAUCUUUGAGAAGAGAUAUCGGUGGCCUGGAACUAAUUCUUGAGGAAAAGGAGACAACAAUCCAAUCAUUAAGCAGAAAUCUUGCCCUCCUGUAUGAUGCAUGUAGCAUUUCAAUAUCAGAGAUUGAAAAUACAAAGGCCCAAAAAUCUGGUAAUAGUUUGCAUCCUAUGCAGCAUGUUUAUGAGAAGUCUCAAAUUAUCCUGAAAUCACUGGGUCAUGUUGGUGGCGAAGUGCCUGCUGGUAGGCUUGGUUUUCCUUUCACUGAGGACAGUAUCAGGUCCCUGGCUGAUAGUUUGCUCUCUGUAGUAAAGAACACAGCAAAUGUGGAGGAGCUGGAUGGGAGCAAAGAGAGGGAGCUGAAGGCCACUAUUCUGGAGUUGCAGCAGGAACUUCAGGAGAAGGAUAUUCAGAUGAGUAGGAUCUGUGAUGAACUUGUCUCUCAGAUCAAAGAAGCUGAGUCUGUUGCAAAAAGAAAUUCACUAGACCUGGACUCUGCAAUGGCCCAAGUGAAUGCUUUAAAAAGUCAAGUUGAAGUUAUGGGAAGGGAUAAAGAAUCACUAGAACUGAGAAUAAAUGAGCUGAAAGGCUUGGAGGCUUCUUCAGAAGAACUUAAUGAACAAAUCAAAUCCUUAACUGUUUUGCUAUCUGCCAAAGAUCAAGAAAUUGAAGCCCUAAUGCAAGCACUUGAUGAAGAGGAGUCACAGAUGGAAGUCCUGGAGAACAGGAAAGGAGAACUCGAGAAUACAAUUCAAGAAAAGGAUAUGGACUUGCAUAAUCUUGAAGUUUCUAGGGAAAAAGCUUUGGCAAAACUUUCAACGACAGUAAGCAAGUUUGAUGAGUUGCAUGACCUGUCUGAAAGCCUUCUUGCAGAAGUGGAAAACCUUCAGGCACAAUUACAAGGGAGGGAUUCAGAGAUCUCGUUCCUUCGUCAGGAAGUCACUAGGUGUACAAAUGAUGUUUUGGCUGCAGAAGAGAUUAACAAGAAGUAUUCCUCUGAGGUGCAUGAACUACUUCAGUGGAUGGAUAUGAUGGCAUCACGCUUCGGGGUUAAUCCGGUGCAUCUUGAUAAAACAAAUUUUAGUCAAACUCAUGUAUACACAGAAAUUCUUGGGAAGCACAUUCUUAGUAUGAUGGCAGAAUUAGAUGAUAUUCGAUUGACUGCUCAAAGCAAAGAUUCACUACUGCAAAUUGAAAGAGCGAAAGUUGAACAGCUAGUACAAAAGGUGCAUGCUUCUGAGGCUUCUCUGAGGGAGAAGGAGGUCCAGGUGGAGUUGUUUCAAAGGGGAAAAGAUUCCAGUCAAUUGGCUAAUAUAGACUCCCCAGGGCACUUGGAAAGAGAACAAAAGAGAAGCACAGCAGCUUCUGUUGUGGCUCCACAUGUCCGGGCUGUACGCAAAGUAAAUGGGGACCAAGUUGCUAUAGCUAUAGAUAAUGAGCAGGAUAAUAAUGCACUAAACGAUGAGGAUGAUGAUAAAGCUCAUGGCUUUAAAGCUCUUACCAUGUCACGAAUGUUUCCGAGAGCUACGAGGCCCAUAGCAGAUAGAAUUGACGCAAUAUGGGUUUCUGGUGAUCGGUUAUUAAUGAGGCAGCCAACCUUGCGUUUUGGAGUUAUAUUAUAUUGGAUUAUGUUGCAUGCAUUACUUGCAAGCAUCAUUUGAAAUUAUCAUGCACAUGCUCUGAUUUCUGUUGUUUCUUCUCAUUCUCCCAAACUUGAGCCAGUCAAUGUGGUUUAGUACUUCUCCCUGUUGAUGUCUUAGAGAACACUGAAUAAGUGAAAAUGCUACCCAUGGGUAGAAAUGUGCCAAUAACUGAUUGCAGGGAAUCUAAUAUCUGCAAUAUCCGUAAACUUAGUAACAACAGAUCAAAGGAAAAAAAAAAAAUGAAAGUUAGCUUUUGGGACGUUUUAAAGUAAAUUCUCUGAAGACAUGCACUAGCUGAACCAAUACUCACUAACUGGGAAGGUUGCUUGAUUAAAGGGGCCGUUUGGAUUGCGGAAUAUGAAUGGGAAGGGGGGUGGGGGGAAUGAGAAGAAGGGAGGAGUGUGAAUGAGAAUAGGGGGAAAUGGGAGGAUAAUGAUAAAGGUGUAAGGAGGCCCGUCAGCAAAAGAGAGAUGCUUUUAACAUUCAAGACUUUGGUUUUGUUUAGGGUGUAAGGUGCCCCAUCAGCCAUGGUAAUGAAGCUAUGCUUUUCACCUUACAGGCCAUUUGCAACUAUAUCCAUCUCAACUAAUUAGUUCAUAUUUCAGUACCACAGAUCAAAAGAUCGGUUUAUUUAACAUUCUUGUUGUUUCAAACUAUUACCAUGUCAACUGCAGUGCUACAUUCUCUUGUCACAUCUAUCCGAUUAAAAGAACGCAAACAAGGACUUUGUGUGCCUAGCUAAUAGUUCAUGUUCUAUUACCAAAUUUCAGCAAGACCUACCCAACAUUCUUCAUGUUUCAAAUUAUUUAUAUCGCGGUGGCAAUAAUAUGACAUUUCCUUUUUCCUUGAUCACAAAGUAUUCACUGCACGAUGCUUUUGAAGUUCAAUUGUCCAAAAAUAAGUCAAAGAUAUCCUUACAAAUCUCUUAUACUACUUGGUAUACAAUUCUUACUGGUGAUAUUACUCUUCUUGAU